GCGCGUUACGUAGUUGGUUGCUGGGUGUGGGAGGGGAUAGAUUCGUCUUUCAAUGAACUUUCCGACAGUACUGAAAACAGUCUCAAUCUGAGUGGAGCGUUGUUGCCGAACUGUCCCUGAAUGGGAAAGAUGGCUUUUUAAACUGUCUGUUAUGAACUCUACGAACACCGUGCAUUGCAUUUGCAACGCACCCAAACGACACAUAAUUCCGACAAUAAUGGCGUCUCACACAGCUCACCCAGCUCUGUCCUUUGUGGCUCAUCCUUCUAAUCAUCAAACUCCACGUACAUUUGGACUUUUGAAUCGAAACCGAAGAAACGAUGGCGGCAUCGGUUCCCCUCUGGAAGACCCGCCUCGUCUGCCCGGUAGACCCCCUCGCUCUCUCUCCCCCACAGGCGAAUCGCAGCCAACCACAAGGGCGGAGGGAGGAGGAGCCAGAGAAGAGACAUCGCUUAAUUGGUAAUGGUCUCACUGACUGGAUGGGGGAAGAAGUGGAUUUCGCCUUGUAUUUCCCUGUCCCGCACUCCUCUCCGUCCCCUAAUUCGUCCCUUCCCCCAUCACCCCUCCAACAGGACAUCCAGGUACCCUCCGACCUGGAGGUCAUGACCUCUCUGCUGCAAGAGGAGCUUGCUCAGCUUGAGGAUUACUUCCUGUCCGAUUCUCUUUCAGAAAAACCUUUGAAAUUGGGAAAAUAUGACAAAGUUUCUCCAGCUGCGGGUCCACAGUCGUACUACCAGUUACCGUAUGCGUCGUACACCAACUCCGGCCAAUCAGAAUCAAACCCACUUCUUGUUACCCUGGCAACUGGAGAACUCGACCUGCUAAGCUUCUGUGGUGGCCCCAUUGGCAGAUCUAAAACGCCAAGACACACCCCUUAUGGUUGCAGCCGCCCUAACAGCAAUGGUCGAAAGAGAUUUUGUGAUGGGGUAAGAUUUGGAGAGGCAGUUGAGAGCAGUAUCUGGAAUUCCAAAGGAAGUAAUUCAGUGAACCCCGAGGUAGCAGUUACUAGCGGCUACUACUGCGUAGAGGAUGAAAAGGCAGUUGGGAAGGGGUGCCGUUUUGGUAGCAUGGUCGAGAUCAGAAAAUGCGGCAUACUUACAAAGGAGGAAAAAUCUUACUGUUACACAGAAGUUGGUGAGAAGAUUUGCGGGGGUUACACCUUUGGGGAUCAGUCACCUGACAUCCAUCACAAGAAAGAGGAGCGGUUGGCUUAUGGUGGGCAGGAUGUGCAGAAGAUUAUCAGCAACAACAAUGGCAUGGCGAUGGAGGCAUUUUGUGGCGAUAGGUGCACCAACAUGGCACAGACCGUUGGCUGGAAAACAGAGAUGGAGGAGGGCAGUUUUCUCCAUGUUGGUGUGGGCGGAGCUCACCACAGCUUCCUGGGUGGAGUAGAUGAACCACUGAAAACAGGAGGUCUGGAAACAGGGUGCCAGCAUAGUAGCUUUUCCAAUUUUCUGGAAGACCAAAGUUCAGAGUGCCUGUCUGGGGGAGAAGGUGAGGGGCAGGAUUUGGGAUCUGCUGGGCAUGUAGCAGCCUUGGGGCUGACGGAAGGUCACUCUGGUGCUACAUUUGCACAAGAGGUCGGUCUGGAAGGUCAUGGACAUGGACACCAGAGGCAGAAGAAGAGAGACCAGAACAAAACAGCUGCUCACAGGUAUCGUCAGCGCAAGCGGGCGGAGUUGGACUCGCUCGAGGAACAGCUUCAUGGCCUGGAGGGCCGGAACCGCGAGCUCCGGGACAAGGCCGAGUCGGUGGAGCGCGAAAUCCAGUACGUCAAAGACCUCCUCAUCGAGGUCUACAAGGCUCGCAGCCAGCGCCUGAAACAGGACGCCAGCCCAUGACGGCAGCUUCACGCAAACAUGGAAACCAACGGGAGACAGGGAAAAUAGUGGUGGAAAUAUGGGGGUUAGAAGGUAGUGGCAUGCUGUAGACGAUUUUUUUUUUUUCUUAGUUUGAAUUUAGUAGUGCCAGCCAGAUGCAUACUUUGUAUCUUGGCACUGAAUGUAUGUCCUGAGUAUGCUGUUGAAGUGGAAGCUUUUAUAAUAUCUAUGUACUGCCUGCCCAGCACUGUGAAGCAAUGAUAUUUUUAGAACAAAUGUAUUGUACAUAGCCUCUUAUUUGGGUGACAAUCAGUGAAGUCAGGUUCUCGCCUGACCCAACUUUCAGCACAGUAGCACUAUUCGACUGGUAGCUGGGUGAAUGAUACAGACAAUCUGCUUUAAAUAUGCAGGGUUAUGGGAGUGUCUCAUCUCAUCUACUGUAUGGCUUGGGAUUGUUUGUUGAAAUAUAUUACAUGUUCUUUAUAGACAUAUAUAGCAUGCUCUGUUUUUCAGUCUACAAAUCAUGCUGUACGUUUAUAUUGUAUAUCAGUGUAGGAUGUAAAAAAAUAAAUAAAUAGUACCAUCAUAUGAAAUGUAUUUUUGGUGAAAGUGUCAUAUUCAAAGAUGCUUCUGUAAUUUUCCAUAUGUACAGACGCAAUGUAGUUGAUCUCUCUCAUUUAGUGGUUUGGCUGUAUAAUUUCUGUGAUGUAUUUGACUUUCUUCUCCCCUGAAUGCCACCAGCAAAUAUCCACAGAUAUGUGGGGCACUUAUCCAUGAAGUUUAUAUAUUGUAUUAGUAAUCAAUUCAUGUCUUGACUGAAGGUGUAUAGUAUAUAUAUAUUUUUUCCUUUUAAUUUUAUCCUGGAUGUCAAUUGUGAUUCUACUAGUGAAUGGAUGUACAUGCUAAAUCAGUUAAAGUUUCCUGCAUUUAAUGUGUUUUAAGUAGCACAGCUUUUAAAAAGUAUUUUAGGACGGGAAUGCUACUGUUUACGGGUGUUGUCAGACCAUUGUUUUAUAUGAUUAAAUGUCCUAAAAUAA
Messenger RNA from Anguilla anguilla (European eel), 2857 nucleotides. RefSeq lists its product as uncharacterized. Lineage: Eukaryota; Metazoa; Chordata; Actinopteri; Anguilliformes; Anguillidae. The transcript has 4 exons. Gene Ontology annotation, cellular component: nucleus. Bases 321 to 1841 code for a protein of 506 amino acids. The record is from RefSeq and is a predicted model, not a curated record. Gene Ontology annotation, molecular function: RNA polymerase II transcription regulatory region sequence-specific DNA binding; DNA-binding transcription activator activity, RNA polymerase II-specific. Gene Ontology annotation, biological process: regulation of transcription by RNA polymerase II.